AUGCGAGAGCCCUUCUGCAGCCCGUCCAUCACAACCAAGGUCGAGGCAAGUUCGCUGACGUCGCCUCAAACGACCACUGGCUGCCACCGCACCGACCCGGAAACGAUGCUCGUCCCUGGCCACCACGCCCGAGAGCUCGUUGUCUUGGGCACCGAGCGCCUUUGCACCGGCUGCAAGAAGCAACUGGCGGCCCGGAGCACCAGCCUCCGCGCCGAGCACGCAGUCACCAUCGCCGCUGCGACAACGACGCUGCAGCAAGCCCACGAGAAGGCCUUGACAGCCAACACGGCCACGCUGCGCUUAGAGCACUACAUCAAAGAACAGGCGCUGACCACGGAGCUCAUGACGCUACGGGCCAAGCACGAGGCUAGCCUCCAACACGCUCGCGUUUUGCACACUCGAUCGGAGGGUCUUCGCCGCGAUCUCUACACGCUCGCAAAGUUCAACGACCGUCUGCAGACCACGAUCGCUGCGUUGACCGCCGAAGCUGCCACGAUACAAACGGGCGCCAAUGCAGCGCGUGCCACCGCGUAUUAUCAGCUUGUCAUGGUCGAGGUGGCUGCUUCCCGCUCCAAGCGCAUUCGCAAAGUGACGGCCAAGAUCACGGACGAGACCAUUCGCCGCCUUCAAGCCGACGGCCGCGAAGACGCUCAAAACCCUGAUGAUGAUGACACAGGUCAGCAGAAGAACGGCCGCCACCUCGCUCUGAACCAACUCCAAACCACCUAA
This is a messenger RNA of Saprolegnia diclina VS20, 729 nucleotides long. RefSeq lists its product as hypothetical. The coding region runs from base 1 to 729 and encodes 242 amino acids. Lineage: Eukaryota; Oomycota; Saprolegniomycetes; Saprolegniales; Saprolegniaceae. The record is from RefSeq and is a predicted model, not a curated record. The transcript has a single exon.